AUAGAAUGUCAAAUUUUUGCCUGCUUUUUGCAUCCUAUUUUCCCGGUGUAUAUUGUGUAUAAAAAUAAAAUUGGCGUCCUCAUUAAAGUGAUUUGAUCACUGUUACCCCGCCAUUACCCUCGAAUCUUAUAAAAUAAAAUACUCAAUUUAGUUCCGCCGUAUAUACACUCAUUAAGCGGUGCGCUAAAGAGUUAGUUAAAUUAAUUACCUAUUGUAAUUAAUUGCUCUGCUUUUCCUCGUCAGUCGCUACAUAUAAUGUCUAUUAUUAUCGGGAAAUAACAUAAAGCAUUAGAAUCAUAGUAGAAGUAGGUCGUUAGUAUAGUGCCUAUAGCAGUGGCAGUGAUAUUUGGUGGAAGGAUGGCUGAUCAGACGUCAGUGCUGGCUCUUGUGAUCUUGGCGGUCGGAGUCACGGUGCAUUUCUCGCUACACAAGGUCGAGGAGGGCCAUGUCGGAGUCUAUUACCGGGGUGGUGCUCUCUUGCCGGUGACAAGCCAGCCCGGGUUCCACAUGAUGAUCCCCCUACUCACAUCAUACAAAGCUAUACAGACAACCCUUCAGACAGAUGAGGUGAAAAACGUGCCCUGUGGCACCAGCGGGGGUGUGAUGAUUUACUUUGAAAGGAUUGAAGUUGUCAAUAUGCUGGAACCAAAUACAGUUCUGGACGUAGUGCGCAACUUCACCGCAGACUACGACAAGACACUCAUCUUCAACAAGGUGCACCACGAGCUGAACCAGUUCUGCAGCGCGCAUAGCUUGCACGAGGUCUACAUAGACCUUUUUGAUCAGAUCGAUGAGAACCUCAGAACAGCUCUCCAAAAGGACCUGAACGAAAUGGCGCCAGGGCUCCGCGUGCAGGCCGUGCGUGUCACCAAACCAAAGAUCCCAGAAGCCAUCCGAAAGAACUACGAGCUCAUGGAGGCCGAGAAGUCGAAGCUCCUCAUUGCAGCUCAACAUCAGAAGGUUGUAGAAAAAGAAGCAGAGACGGCUCGGCGCAAGGCGGUCAUCGAGGCUGAGAAAGAGGCGCAGGUGGCCAAGAUCCAGUAUGAUCAGAAAAUUAUGGAAAAGGAAUCUCUACAGAAGAUAGAACUCAUUGAGGACAGCAUCCACAAAGCCAAGCAGCAGACCAAAGCUGAGGCAGAAUUCUACAAUCUCAAGAAACAGGCAGAGGCCAACAAGCAAUUAUUAACCAAAGAGUACUUGGAAUUGAAGAGAUAUGAAGCGCUAGCUAUUAAUAAUAAAAUAUACUUUGGCAGUGAUAUUCCAAGCAUGUUCUUGCAGGCUAAUGUUGGUGAAAAUGUUGCAGUUCCAAACCCACAAAGUGUUCAAGUGGAAUGAGUAAUAGUCACUCUGUCAAAAUAACUAGUCAGACAGUAAGUCAUACAGGGAGCAAUGUUUUGACAAGGAAUUGAAGGCCCUAAGUAUUGGCCCCAACACCAUGUGUAGCUGUGGAGUGUUGAGCUAUUUUGGGUGUCCAUGUGAUAAUUUGUAUCAUUAGGAGUAGUUUACAUAGGCCCGUUUCUGUCUGUUUUAUAGAAAUAAGAUGUAGAUGUUAACAGGCUUUACAUAUUGUUUUUUUUUGACUGAUUACUUGGUUCAAUUCCAACUUAAGUACAUAGAUUUUGUAUGUAAACUUAAC
Messenger RNA from Leguminivora glycinivorella, 1636 nucleotides. Its product is annotated as erlin-2-like. Gene Ontology annotation, cellular component: endoplasmic reticulum; endoplasmic reticulum membrane. NCBI's taxonomy places the organism in Eukaryota, Metazoa, Arthropoda, Insecta, Lepidoptera, Tortricidae. Gene Ontology annotation, molecular function: cholesterol binding; ubiquitin protein ligase binding. Gene Ontology annotation, biological process: SREBP signaling pathway. The transcript is spliced from 6 exons. The record is from RefSeq and is a predicted model, not a curated record. Bases 358 to 1335 code for a protein of 325 amino acids.